Molecule: messenger RNA, 789 nt
Organism: Dentiscutata erythropus
Lineage: Eukaryota; Fungi; Glomeromycota; Glomeromycetes; Diversisporales; Gigasporaceae
Source: the annotation of a GenBank genome assembly
AUGAGUGAAAAUUUGGAGUCAAUCCCAUAUCUUCGUCGUAGCGUACAAGAGGCAUGUUCAAAUGAAGGAAGUGAGCACGACUGCGGCUAUUCACAGCUAGCUCCUAAUGUAGAAAAAAUAUUCCCUGACGCUGCCCCUAUGGAGGAUAAAAUGUGUCGUAUAUGCUUUGCCGGUCCUGAAGAAGAAGAAAGUCUCGGUCGUCUUAUUUCUCCAUGUUUAUGUAAAGGGACUAUGAGGAAGAAGUCGAGUUUUUUUCAAUGUGACGAAUGUAAAUAUAAAUAUGCUUUUCGAAGAACAACAAUUGCAAAAUUCGCUACUAAUGAAUUUAUUCUUACGUUUGUCACUUUAACAUUGUUCGCUUUUUGUGUAUUUAUUGGUGGUUUUCUUGCAAAAUUUCUUCUUUACCUUUACCCUGUUGCCGAUUUUGGCGAGGAUUACAUUGCUGAUGAAUUCAGAUAUGCCCCAUUAUUUCGUGAACCUAUGGAAUUCUCAAAAAUAUUCAGAAUUGACUACGUUCACAUAUUAUUAGGAUUCAUGUUUGUAGGAUUUGUAGGGUUUGUACAAUUAUUGUUCUCAUUAAUGUGGUUUGGUCCUUUCAGAUUUGGUCCAACAGGUGGUGCAACUGCUGGUAGACGUGGUGUGGAUGGAAUCACUGCUGUUUUUUUCACAAUUAUUGUUGCUGUAGGAAUUCUUAAAGCUGUAUAUGGGAUGUAUAAAUUGGUCAGAAGUGCAAGUCGAAGGAUCUUGGAAAGGGUUGAGUUGACAAUUUUGGAAGUUAAUGAGCGGUGA